Messenger RNA from Penicillium odoratum, 2100 nucleotides. RefSeq names its product tRNA (guanine26-N2)-dimethyltransferase. Lineage: Eukaryota; Fungi; Ascomycota; Eurotiomycetes; Eurotiales; Aspergillaceae. Gene Ontology annotation, cellular component: nucleus. Bases 1 to 2100 code for a protein of 699 amino acids. The record is from RefSeq and is a predicted model, not a curated record. Gene Ontology annotation, biological process: tRNA N2-guanine methylation. The transcript has a single exon. Gene Ontology annotation, molecular function: RNA binding.
AUGAGCUCGACCGAAUCCCGCAGCACCCGGGUGCAAUACCAUGAUAAGGAGUACAAUGUCAUCAAAGAGGGACUUGCGCAUAUUUUGAACCCCCCUGCGCAGGAAGCCGCCUCCAAGGGAACGAAAAAAGAUCUGAAGGCUGAGGACGAGUCUCAGGCUGUUUUUUAUAACCCGAUUCAGCAGUUCAACCGUGACCUCAGUGUGCUGGCCAUUCGCGCUUUUGGAGAACAUACUCUGGAAUUGAAGCAACAAAAAGAGGCCCAGAAGCUCAAGAAGCGCAAAGCGGGGAAUGCGACUGACAACGACAAAAAGCGGAAGCGCGAGGACGAUGCGGAAGAACCAGCAUCCAAGCGGGUGGAGGGAGAGAAUGAGGUAAAGUCGGAGGCCACGGUGGAGAAGCCAAGUUCUGCUGUACCAGCAGAGAAGCAGGACGCGCCAUCUGAUGCAUCUUCUUCGCCGGCGUUCACCGUCCUGGAUGCCCUGUCUGCCACAGGCCUACGUGCUCUUCGGUACGCCUCAGAGCUACCAAUGGUCUCCAAGGUGGUGGCGAAUGAUCUGUCACCCUCUGCGAUCAACUCGAUGAAGAUAAAUAUCGAAUACAACAAGCUUGAAUCUCGCAUUCAACCCAACCUCGGCGAUGCGCGGGCAUAUAUGUACGGGCUGCCCUCGGUCCAGAAGUUUGACGUUAUCGAUUUGGAUCCGUAUGGAACUGCUGCGCCAUUUUUGGAUGGAGCAGUUCAGGGUGUGAAGGAUGGUGGUCUUCUCUGCGUAACUUGCACCGAUGCUAGUAUCUGGGCCUCGACCGGUUAUGCGGAGAAGUGCUUUUCCUUGUAUGGCGGCAUGCCGAUGAAAGGCUCCCAUUCGCAUGAGGGUGGACUACGACUGAUUCUCAACAGUCUGGCUAUGUCGGCGGGCAAGUAUGGCCUGGCCAUUGAACCACUGCUUUCACUUUCCAUCGAUUUCUAUGCUCGCGUGUUUGUGCGCGUGUACCGCUCCCCAGCGCAGGUGAAGUUCCUUGGUGCCAACACGAUGCUCGUUUACAACUGUGAUUCGGGCUGCGGCGCCUGGUCGACCCAGCCAAUCGCCUCGCUGAAGCAGAAGCUCAACCGCAAGGGCAACACGUUGCACCACCAUGGAUUGGCCCAGGGGCCCACUUCUAACACGAACUGCGAACACUGUGGUUUCAAGACACAUAUUGCUGGCCCUAUGUGGGCCGGACCACUGCAUAACCCGCAUUUCAUUCAGAAAAUUCUGGGCCUUCUUCCUAAACUCGACCCCAAUACAUAUGAAACCAUUCCGCGAAUUGAGGGUAUGUUGACCACGGCCCUAGAGGAAGAUUUGGACCUCACCCUAUGCUCCUCGAACGCCCCUAAGCCGGAGGCCACCGAGACAAAUGACCAACCCGAGUAUCCGGCCAUUAUCCCACGGAUGGACCCGACUCGUCGAGACCCAUAUCCCUUCUACGUGACUCUUGGCACCCUUUCAAAAGUCUUGCAUUGUUCCACCGCUCCAAUCGAUGAAUUCCGCGGAGCUCUCCAUUCCAUUGGUUACCGCUCUACACGCAGCCAUGCCAAACCCAAUACGGUCCGCACCGACGCACCGUGGAGUGUCGUCUGGGAGGUUAUGCGUGAGUGGAUCCGUCAAGAGAGCCCUAUCAAGGAACUGAAGCCGGGCACCCCCGGCGCCGCCAUCAUGGCCAAGAGCCGUGAGAAUCUACGCAAGCUCUCCGAUGGCGACCAAUGGCUAUCACUGCUGAAGCAGGAUAUUUUAUCCGCCGUGGAGUCUGGUCGCGAUGUCAGUGACCUGGUCACCAAGGUGGAGGCUUCUCUCUACCGUUCUAGCUCUCGACAAGGCUGGAAACCCUCAGAGACUUCAAAUACCAUCCCCGAGCCCGAAUCUGAGCCUGCACCUGCCCAAGAGAAGGAAAAGUCUGCCACUCAGACUUCCGAGCGCCCUCAUCCCAGCACUCUUGACGUCAAAUUUGAUCCAGCUCUGGGUCGUGAGGCCUCAGCUGCGCACUCUAAGAAGCGUCUGGUUCGGUAUCAACUCAACCCUCGUGCAAAUUGGGGACCGUUGAAUCGUGCAUCGGUGACCAACUGA